CCAGGUGGUGGCGGUAUGGAGCACAUUUCCCGCUAUGCAGCGGAGCUGUGUUUACGUGGAUGACGUCAUAGAGCAGAGCUGUGCAGCAUCGAGAUAUUCCAGACAGUGAAAUCGCUUCUUUGGAGCCGAAGGAAGAUGUUUGAAAACUUUCGGGAACGGCUGCAUGUGGUGCAGCAGGACCUGUCCUCAGGCUUCAAGACUCUGGGAGAUGUAUCAAGAGACGGCAAAACGAGGAGAAGGUUUGAAGAACGUCAUCCUCAUCUAAGAGCUGGAGUGGAGAUCUUAAGCAGGUACGAGGACAGCUGGUUUCUGCUGCAUAAACGGAGCCAGGAAAGUGCUCAAGCUGCUGAGGCCGUCGACGGAGACGUGGUGGUGCUCUCUGCUCACUGGGAGAAACGAAGAGCCGCUCUGAUCCAGCUGCAGGAACAGCUGCACAGCUUGCCAGACUUUGUCAGGGAGUUUGAUGCCAUCACUGCUAAAAUAGCUCAUUUGGAAGGAGACUUUGAGGAGAUGGAGAGCAGACUGGUGUACCUGGAGACCUUGUGUUGUCAGUGUGACCAGCAGACUGUCAAAAACCAGCAUAUGAACCAACUGGAAAUCUACAAGAAAAAGAAAAGGAAGGAGGUGGAGUUACUUGAAGUGGACCUGAACUUGGAGCAUGCUCAGAGGGUGGCAGAACUGGAGCGGGCCAUGCAGCAGAAACUCAGAGAACGACAGAAGGUCUAUGAAGAGGCCUUCAACCAAGACAUUGAAGAAUAUUUAUCCACUGGACACCUCCAGCAUGCCGACCCGGCAGGAGCAGAUGCAUGUGUUCUGGAUCAGAUGACUGUAACUAACGUAUCGGACCAGGAGGCCCUGGACGACUUUCUCAAUUCCACCAGUGACACCAGUGCUGGGACAUCACUGACCUCUGGUCCAGACCUGAGAUCCAGUUGUUCUGAAUCGCUGAACCAGGACUCCCCCACAAGCCGUGACCAAUCCAAGGAAGCUGUGUGGGAACAAGAAGAAGUGACCAGUGAGGAGAGCGAUGCACAGCUGGUGCAGUCAGACGAGGAGGACGUUCAACUGGACACGUCACUCAUUGGUCUGAGAGACGUCUGUGCAGCCGGAGGCUCUGAGGACAGCGACUCAGCUGAGGCCCCACCCCCCCACAGUCAACACUGACCUGCUGUCCUGGAACAUUUCUAGGAGAUCAGCUCUGUGUUGUUUCUGUGAUGGUCCAGAAGGAGAAGCACAUGAGCCUGUCCUUCAUUGUGUCCAAUGACUGACUGGAACGCUGGGUUACUGGACAUUAAAUAUCAAAGUCAAUAAACAUCUGUCUCCCAACUGUAAUAAAUUACAGAUUACUUAUU
Oryzias melastigma (Indian medaka) is the source of this 1352-nucleotide messenger RNA. Its product is annotated as dysbindin-A. Lineage: Eukaryota; Metazoa; Chordata; Actinopteri; Beloniformes; Adrianichthyidae. The transcript is spliced from 10 exons. Gene Ontology annotation, biological process: neuron projection development; negative regulation of protein kinase activity; anterograde synaptic vesicle transport. Bases 136 to 1164 code for a protein of 342 amino acids. The record is from RefSeq and is a predicted model, not a curated record. Gene Ontology annotation, cellular component: BLOC-1 complex; plasma membrane; synaptic vesicle membrane.